CCCAAUUCAGCUGUAAAAAUUCAUCCACUCUACCUCGUACUGCUGCAGUCCCCUCACUAACGUCCCCCUCGUUCUGCCCCUCCCCCCACCACCGCCGUUUCGCUCCCAUAUUGCGCGUACGACGUCCCCACCCCGUCUCCCUUACAUCCCAUCAUACCUACAUAGGAGCUGACCCCCCGCCUUGCGUCUCUCAACUUCUGCUCCCGCUACACACACCGCACUCCCUCAACGCGAACAAAGAACCUCACAAUGGCUGUUGGAACCGUCCUGAUCACUGGUGGCACGGGCUACAUUGGCUCCUUCACCUCCCUGGCCCUGCUCGAGCACGGCUACGAUGUCAUCAUCGUCGACAGCCUGUACAACUCCUCCGAAGUGGCCCUCGACCGCAUUGAGCUUCUCUGUGGCCGCCGACCUGUCUUCUACAAGGUCGAUGUGACCGACGAGCAGGGCCUCGAUGAGGUCUUUGCCAAGCACCCUGCCAUCGACAGUGUCAUCCACUUUGCUGCCCUCAAGGCCGUCGGUGAGUCUGGCGUGAGACCGCUCGACUACUACCGCGUCAAUGUCGGCGGAAGCAUCUCCCUCCUCCGCUCCAUGGAGCGCAACAAUGUCCACAACAUUGUCUUCUCCUCCUCCGCCACCGUUUACGGCGACGCCACCCGCUUCCCCAACAUGAUCCCCAUCCCCGAGAAUUGCCCCAUUGGGCCCACCAACCCCUACGGCAACACCAAGUCCACCAUUGAGGCCGCCAUUACCGACUUUAUCAACGCCCAGCGAAACAACUUGAAGAAGGAGGGCAAGCCCCACGAGGCCUGGAACGGCGCUCUGCUCCGAUACUUCAACCCUUGCGGCGCCCACCCUAGUGGUGUCAUGGGAGAGGACCCUCAGGGUAUCCCCUACAACCUGCUGCCCCUCCUGGGCAGAGUUGCCACUGGCGACAUGAAGCAGCUGCUGGUCUUUGGCGAUGACUACGACUCCAAGGAUGGUACCGCCAUCCGAGACUACAUCCACGUCUUGGAUCUGGCCCGUGGUCACCUCGUCGCCCUCAACUACCUCCGCGAGCACAACCCCGGUGUCAAGGCCUGGAACUUGGGAUCCGGCCGUGGCAGCACCGUCUUCGACAUCAUCAACGCCUUCAGCUCCGUUGUCGGCCGCGACCUCCCUUACGAGGUCAAGCCCCGACGAGACGGCGACGUCCUCAACCUCACCGCCAACCCUGCGCUGGCCAACAAGGAGCUGAAUUGGAAGACGGAGCUCACCAUGGAGGAGGCUUGCAAGGACCUGUGGUACUGGGUCAAGAAUAACCCCCAGGGCUACCGACAGGACCCCCCUAAGGAGAUUAUCGACGCCGUCAAGGCCACCAAGGCUUAAUUGAGAUGCGGCCAGGCCCUGUCGCCCCUUGGAUCCUGACGGAGCGAUAAGCGUAAAUGUUUUGGACAAAGCGAUUGAGGCAUUCGUGGCAUUUAGAUAUUUAGACAUGUGGCGGCAAAAAAGAGUGAAGUCGAAAUCUAAUUACAAUUUUAUGA
Ilyonectria robusta is the source of this 1523-nucleotide messenger RNA. RefSeq lists its product as uncharacterized. The transcript has 4 exons. Gene Ontology annotation, biological process: beta-D-galactose catabolic process via UDP-galactose, Leloir pathway. Lineage: Eukaryota; Fungi; Ascomycota; Sordariomycetes; Hypocreales; Nectriaceae. Gene Ontology annotation, cellular component: cytosol. Bases 250 to 1368 code for a protein of 372 amino acids. Gene Ontology annotation, molecular function: UDP-glucose 4-epimerase activity. The record is from RefSeq and is a predicted model, not a curated record.